Saccostrea cuccullata (small rock oyster) is the source of this 548-nucleotide messenger RNA. RefSeq lists its product as uncharacterized. The transcript is spliced from 2 exons. NCBI's taxonomy places the organism in Eukaryota, Metazoa, Mollusca, Bivalvia, Ostreida, Ostreidae. The record is from RefSeq and is a predicted model, not a curated record. Bases 60 to 497 code for a protein of 145 amino acids.
GAAUUUAAACUUUUAAAAAUUAAUUUUAAUUGAAUCUCUAACAUUUACUACAAUUGCUGAUGGAUUACAAUGGAACUAGCGUUCCGAGAAGGGUUGCAUGGAUAGACACAAAUAACAGUACAGAGUAUCAUGACGUGACAACCUCGAUUAUGCUCAGAAAAGAAAAACCCUACAAGGUUCUCUCUGACCCCGGGAGAAGCGCCGUCACCGUCUCCCUCCACCUACCCUCAGGGGUCAGCGAUAUAGCGGUAACGCUAAACCACUGUUCCACAUCUGAUGAAGUGCGGAUUUAUUUUCAAGUGAAUUCUGAGUUUCUGUAUAGAAGUUAUCAUGUUGCCAGCUCGGAUGAUUUCAGCGAGCAUACAUUUCGAGUUCCAUUGAAUACGAUAAAAAUUGGGAACAACAAAAUGGUCCUAGGCCUGAACGAGGGAAGUCAAGGGGAAUAUUUGUUGUCUGAUCUAAAUAUAAGAACUGGUAUGUUUAGAAGUUACAUGUAAUAUGUAUAGCAUUUGAAUAAAGAAAACUCGAUAUAAAAUUAUAUGAAAGGG